GACUCUCCAGUCCUGACUCACUCCUCCCCAUGCUUCGUGGGGUUAGUGGGGUCGUGAGCUCCGGCGCCCCUGGCAGGGAAGGAGCCCCGACGGGCAUCCUCAGACCUUUGACAGCUCUUAGGAGGAGAAAUGCAGCCCAACGACCUGGGCAGAUUUCUUCCGUUGGUGAAAAGAUCAGUCACCUGGGCAGUAGGAGAAAGAGCGCUGGGCGAGCGGGGCAAGAGGAAAAUUCCAGAGAGGAAUGAUAGAAAGCGGGAAUACUUGGGUUGUCCCCAUGCCCAGAAAGUGAAGACCGCAAGAGAGGAGAACGUGUUGAAUGGAGGCAUAUAUUGAAUCUUCUUCAGGAUUGCAUUAAAUAAUAGGCAGAGUUGCUAAGGAAGAGAAGAUUGGGCAAGUACACAGAACAACUUGUGAAGAAGUUGAGGAAACUACUACUUGUAUCUUUUGACUGAUGCUCAAAAUCUUGUUCCAUGACAACCUCUCUCACAAUGUUUUAUGGAUCUCCUUCUACCAUGUCCCCAACGAGCAAGAGCAGACUAAAGCGUCAGAGUCGCCUGCUCUCCCACAUGAUAUCCCGAACACUGAGCUACAAGGACCGCGGCUCUGAUUCUGCUUUUCCCAGCUUGGGUGCCAGUGAUGACCCGGCAGAGCUUUCCAUACAACUUUCUGCCCCAGGUGUCCUGAAGGUGUUUGGGGAUAAUGUCUGUUCAGGUGCCCACUACAAGAGUGUCCUGGCCACGGCCAGCUCUAGUGCCCAGGAACUGGUAAAGGAGGCACUAGAGCGUUAUGCUUUAAAUGCAGUUUCUGCCAGUCAGUAUGUGUUAUGUGAUGUGGUGGGGCGAUUUGGGGACUUGGGACAGCAAUGGCAGGCAGAAUGCCUUCGAGUCCUACAGGAUAAUGAGAAGCCUCUUUUGAUCCAGGACCUGUGGAAGCCCCGAGAAGGCUUCUCUCGAAGGUUUGAGUUGAGAAAGAGGUCAGACGUGGAAGAAUUGGCUGCCAGGGAAGUGGACACUAUCACAGCAGGGAUCAAUGCUCAGGCAAGGAAACUCCAGAAGAGUCGUGCAAAGGGUGCUACAACACUGACCACAGCAUGUAAACGAAACUCCACCCCACCCACACUUCGGCGCACGGUUAGUGAAACCAGCUUGAGCCAAACCAAUACACAAGAAGAGGAGCCAAAAGGGCAUUCCACCUUGCUAGAUCCCCACCAAAGCCCAGAAGAUCCAAGCAAGGAGCUCCAGGCCUCUGUUGAGGAGAGAAACAACAGCAACAAUAUGCGAUACUCACUUUACCAAUCACCACACCUUCUCCUUCUGCAGGGCUAUAGCCAGCAGCAUGAUAGCUUAGUUUAUGUGCUCAACCGUGAACAGCACACAGUGGGCCAGAGGACUCCCUCUAGCAAGCCUAGCAUCAGCCUUUCAGCUCCAGACAUUCUGCCCCUCCACUGUACCAUUCGUCGGCUGCACCUCUCCAGCCACUCAAGAAGCUCCCAAGUAGAAGAGAAGCUUAUCCUUGAGCCAAUUCCUGGGGCUAGUAUAUCUAUCAACUUCUCAGAAGUGGGAAAGACUAUGGUACUUCGCCAUGGAGACCUGCUCUCUUUGGGGCUUUAUUACCUGCUGCUCUACAAGGAUCCUGCACGAGCCCAUGUGCUCCCUGCCCAGACCCUGGCACGGCUCAAAGCUGUCCCCCGAACAUCAGAUCCUGUCACCUGUAAAAUGUGUGGGACAGUGCUCAGGGGCAGAGCACCUUCCUCAUACAAGAAGCAUAGAGCUCUGCCUGGUCAGAAGACUCCUCGACGAAGGCUUCAUCUGGAAUUUGAGCCAGCCAUAGAGGAUGUGCUAGUGAAGAGGAUCAUGACAUUGAUUGAGCCAGGGGGUGAUGACCAUAAGCUCACACCUGCUUUCCUCCUCUGCCUUUGCAUCCAACAUUCAGCCACCAACUUUGAGCCAGGCGAAUUUGGGCAACUCUUGCUUAAACUGGCCAAACUUAUUCAGAGGACAGUCUGGGAAAAAACCAAAGAACUAGCUGAGAAGCAGUCUCAGCACCAGGAUCCUAUCUCUCUUUCCCGUCUCACUAUUGCUGACCUACUGCCAGACCUCCAGCACAUUCUUUUCUGGAUGUCUAACUCCAUUGAGCUCCUUUACUUUGUCCAGCAGAAAUCUCCACUCUACAUCCAGAGCAUAGAGGAGGAGCUAGAUGUCAAAGGUUCUAAGGAGUCACUGUUUUCCUCAACCAUCACAGCCAGUGAGGAAGCCAUGACGAUUUUAGAGGAGGUGAUCAUGUACACAUUCCAACAGUGUGUGUAUUACAUCUCCAAGUCUCUAUAUAUCUCUCUGCCCGUUCUACUGGAGUGUAUUCCUUUCCAGAAUGAGAGUCGAGAAAGUUGGUGCUCAGCCCCACAAUUACCUGAGGAGCUCCGACGUAUUGUGUCCAUCUAUCAGGCCACCUUGGACCUCCUCCAGCAGUAUGAGGUUCACCCAGAGAUUGCCUCCCAGAUGUUUGCCUACCUUUUUUUCUUCUCCAACACACUGCUCUUCAACCAACUCCUGGACAAAGGACCUGUGCUGAGCUGCUUCCAUUGGCCAAAGGGGGUACAGAUUUGUGCUCGCUUACAGCAACUCCUGGAAUGGGCACAGAGUAUAGGCUUUGGGCCACUGGCGGAGCAAUUCUUCAAGAAACUUUCCUGCACAGUAAACCUAUUGGCUACACCCAGUGCACAGCUGAUACAGAUGACCUGGUCAUCCCUGAGGACUCAGUUUCCAGAACUAAACCCUGCUCAACUGCAUCGGUUGUUGACUCGGUACCAGCUAGCGUCUGACAUUGGUUCUGUGACUGCCUGGGAGCCUCUAGAUGAAGACAGACCCAAAGCCUUCAGGACAGAGGAUGUCCUGGAGUCUUAUGAUAACCAUCCACCUAUCGUUUUGCCAAGUGGUGGGUUCAAGGUAGACUUGGAAGUGGAAUGCCUGGAUGAUAAUAUUUACCGGCACCUUCUUUAUAUUCGUCACUUCCUGUGGAGCCUGCAGAGCAAAUCCUCCCAUGCUAAAGGCCCUGAACCUGAAAAUCUGAAGGGCUUGCAUCACACUAUUCCUGAAGGGAAUCCAGAAAGUCGGAGUAGUGUAGUUAUUUCCAGGGAUGUAGGGGACCAACUGAAUUCAAAGCAUUCAGUGAGCUCAGCAGGCAAGACAGUUGGAGAAACAGCCAAAACCCUAUCUGUCCCUGCCAGUGGGGUUUCCCGAACUCCAUCCCCUGGUCGAACCCCUGCCCUGGAGAAGCUAAAGCCACAGAACAGCCUGGGCAGGAACGGCCCGAAGAUGAACAUAGCACAAGGGGAUGCCUCCUGUCUGCUGACCCCUCCCAACACACCACUCAACUUGGAGCCUCGAAGUCAGGAUUCUCCCCAGCCUAGUGGCAGCUGUGAAAAAGCGUGCCAGGAGCUGAAGAAGAAUGGGCUCAGUGCUCAGAGCACUGCACAGGAAGGAGAUUCUUCCACCCCCUUUGAAUAUCCUACCCCCGCUUCUUCCAGCUGCAGUUCUGCCACUGAUGACUUCUGUUAUGCUUUUGUUGUGGAGUUGGAAAAAGGACCCACUGGACUGGGGAUAGGCCUUGUAAAUGGAUUGCACACGCCUCUGCAUGCUCCCGGCAUCUACAUCCAAAACUUGGUCCAGGACAGCCCAGCAGCUUCUGAUGGCAGACUUUCCUUAGGAGACCGCAUUCUUGCAGUGAACGGCACCAAUCUGAUUGGCACGGAUUACCAGAGUGCUGUGGACUUGAUCCGAUAUGCGGGAAAGAAGCUACAGUUUCUGGUUGCCAAAUCAGACAUAGAAAUAACUAAGAAAAUCAUCUCAAGCACCUCUCCUUCCUAGGGUUUUGUUGCAAGAACCGCUCUACAUUUCAGACCGUAUUCAAGGCUUUGUCAGGCUGUGCUGGCUAACAGCCUUCCUAGAAGGUGGAAAUUCAGCAGGUCAUGACACUUCUGGCAUUUUCUGUCUGCUUUUCCUGCUAUAGUGUUUGCUCUUUGUUUGUUACAUUCUGUGUUUCAUGCAAAAGUUAAGAGUAUAAAAAAGAACAGUAGAGAUGGGGGGGAGGGGGAGUCUGGUUUCUCAAGUGUUCAGCCUAAAACUAAACAAUGGAGACAUCAGAUGUGACUCGUCUCUUAGAAUUGGGGCAUGAUCAACUAUUACCUUUCCUGCCUCCCCUCCAACACGCCUGGUCAAGGGCAAACUGUGGGACUAGAGGCAUUUUUAGGUGUCCCUUCCCGAAGUCAGUCACUUACCAUUGUAUGUGAACUUUGUAUAGGCAACAAAGCCCCUGAGAUCAGCUUUUUGUUCCUCUUCUGUAUAUAGUACAUACAUGUAAAAAUACUAAACUGGAUAGAUCUUCCAUGUCCCUAAACUUAAGGACUGUGUUAUUGUACAGCCGGUCCCUGAGAGCUUACAGCCUAAGAAAAGGAAGAAAAGACUUGGCCAGAGUGGCAUAUACACACUUGUUUUUUUUUUUCAUCCUGGCAUUUUUGACUGCCAGCCAAAGAUUUAGGCAAUAGUAAAUGUCCUACCUACUAAAGGAAGAAAUAGAAAAGUACUAGCCUCCUGGACAGUGACAGUCAUAUACAAAGGACAAGCCACAUCUCACGCCACUCAUUUUCUCUAAAGGAAAAAAAAGUGUGCCAGGAAAGAUUAACUUGGCCAAUUUAUGAUAAGGUUCCCAACAGAUUUCUUCCUACAUCUCUGGUAACAAGCUGGAUGCUUAAGCUGCUUCUCCCCAAGCCAGAUGAGCCCUUGAACAUGUUGGAUUUGGUAUCAGAAACCCUCCCUGUGCAUUUUUCUUAUUAGACUGCCCUUUAGGUGUUACCCUAAGUGCCUUCUUGAGACAGUGGGUAGUGCCAAAUUCAGCCUGACCCCAAACCCAAACAUUUCCCUUUUAGAAAUCCAUUCAUACUUUUUUGAGGGCUGAGAGGCCAGCGUUCUGCUUCUCCAGAACUUUUUAGCCAAAGGUCAAGUGGCCUCGGCCUCUUCAGAGGGCUUAAGAGGAUCAACGUGACCAAGUGACCCAAUUUGGCUUGUGAAUAAAACUGAUGUAAAGGAGAACUAUGGAGAAUGGUUCUUUGGGCAAGAGAGAGAAACUAAUCCAGGGUUUCAGAAAGCUCAGUGCCGAGCCUAGUAAUGGGCUAGGCUGCACCCUGAGGAUUGUUAUUCUACUGCAGGCUAACAAAGAGGCUUUUAGCUUGACAGGCAGACCAACCUAUAAUUACAGCAAAUGCAGAAACCUCUAUUACCUCUUUUCCUUUAUUCAGAGAUGCUCCACACUAAGCCCUCCAAAAGGGAUUAUCUUUUUGUUUAUUGAAAUCAUAUGUUCCAGUAAUGUAAAUAGGAUGACGGCGGUAUGGAGUGUGUGUGUGGAUAUGAGACAUUCCGUUCUUAGAUGUCACCACCAGCAAGAAACUUAUUUCUUCAUUCUUGUUAAUACUGUAUAUCUCUCUGUAUUUAUCUGAUAAGUAACAAUACUAAAUGGUGCAAAUUUGUUUAGGAAUUUAAUGUUCAAAGAUUUAAGUGAGGAAAAAAAUGGAUAUAAUAAAAUACCGACUUCAAUAUGCUUAGAAA
Molecule: messenger RNA, 5597 nt
Organism: Monodelphis domestica (gray short-tailed opossum)
Lineage: Eukaryota; Metazoa; Chordata; Mammalia; Didelphimorphia; Didelphidae
Gene: RADIL
Product: Rap associating with DIL domain
Biological process (GO): neural crest cell migration; substrate adhesion-dependent cell spreading; signal transduction
Cellular component (GO): microtubule
Molecular function (GO): GTPase binding
Source: RefSeq, a predicted model, not a curated record